Messenger RNA from Echinops telfairi (small Madagascar hedgehog), 3597 nucleotides. It is a transcript of the gene SUPT5H, whose product is annotated as SPT5 homolog, DSIF elongation factor subunit. Gene Ontology annotation, cellular component: DSIF complex. Gene Ontology annotation, biological process: transcription elongation-coupled chromatin remodeling; regulation of DNA-templated transcription elongation; transcription elongation by RNA polymerase II. The record is from RefSeq and is a predicted model, not a curated record. Bases 94 to 3336 code for a protein of 1080 amino acids. Gene Ontology annotation, molecular function: mRNA binding; protein binding. NCBI's taxonomy places the organism in Eukaryota, Metazoa, Chordata, Mammalia, Afrosoricida, Tenrecidae. The transcript is spliced from 30 exons.
GCUGGGACCCAGGGAGAGGUGCGACCGGGUCGGGAAACUGAGGCUCGGGGUGGGCCCCGCGGAAGCCGCCGCCUCUCCGAUCCGGAGCAGAAGAUGUCGGACAGCGAGGACAGUAACUUCUCCGAGGAGGAGGAGAGCGAGCGCAGCAGCGACGCCGAGGAGGCCGAGGUAGAGGAGGAGCGGCGGAGUGCGGCAGGCAGCGAGAAGGAGGAAGAGCCCGAAGAGGAGGAGGAGGAGGAGGAGUACGAUGAGGAAGAGGAGGAGGAAGAUGAUGACCGGCCCCCCAAGAAGCCCCGUCAUGGAGGCUUCAUUCUGGAUGAAGCUGAUGUGGACGAUGAGUAUGAGGACGAGGACCAGUGGGAAGACGGCGCAGAAGACAUUCUGGAGAAAGAAGAGAUCGAAGCCUCCAAUAUCGACAAUGUUGUCCUGGAUGAAGACCGCUCCGGGGCUCGCCGCCUGCAGAACCUCUGGAGGGACCAGCGGGAAGAAGAGCUGGGCGAGUACUACAUGAAGAAAUACGCCAAGUCCUCUGUGGGAGAGACUGUCUACGGCGGGUCUGACGAGCUCUCCGAUGACAUCACUCAGCAGCAGCUGCUCCCAGGAGUCAAGGACCCCAACCUCUGGACCGUCAAGUGUAAGAUCGGGGAGGAACGGGCCACAGCCAUUUCCUUGAUGCGCAAGUUCAUUGCCUACCAGUUCACAGAUACGCCCCUGCAGAUCAAGUCGGUGGUGGCCCCAGAGCACGUGAAGGGCUACAUCUACGUGGAGGCCUAUAAGCAGACCCACGUGAAGCAGGCCAUCGAGGGCGUGGGCAACCUGCGGCUCGGCUACUGGAACCAGCAGAUGGUGCCCAUCAAAGAGAUGACCGAUGUCCUCAAGGUGGUCAAGGAGGUGGCCAACCUGAAGCCGAAGUCCUGGGUCCGCCUCAAGCGGGGCAUCUACAAGGAUGAUAUCGCUCAGGUGGAUUACGUGGAGCCCAGCCAGAACACCAUCUCCCUGAAGAUGAUCCCCAGGCUGGACUAUGAUCGCAUCAAGGCCCACAUGAGUGUGAAAGACUGGCUAGCCAAAAGGAAGUUUAAGCGACCACCGCAGAGGCUGUUUGAUGCCGAGAAGAUCAGGUCCCUGGGGGGCGAUGUCGCCUCUGAUGGUGACUUCCUCAUCUUCGAGGGGAACCGCUACAGCCGGAAGGGCUUUCUCUUCAAGAGCUUUGCCAUCUCUGCUGUGAUCACCGAGGGUGUGAAGCCCACGCUCUCGGAGCUGGAGAAGUUUGAGGACCAGCCAGAGGGCAUCGACUUGGAGGUGGUGACAGAGAGCACAGGGAAGGAGCGGGAGCACAACUUCCAGCCGGGCGACAACGUGGAGGUGUGUGAGGGCGAGCUCAUCAACCUGCAGGGCAGGAUCCUCAGCGUGGACGGCAACAAGAUCACCAUCAUGCCCAAGCACGAGGACCUCAAGGAUAUGCUCGAGUUCCCCGCUCAGGAGCUCCGGAAGUACUUCAAGAUGGGGGACCACGUGAAGGUGAUUGCCGGCCGCUUCGAGGGCGACACAGGCCUCAUCGUGCGGGUGGAGGACAACUUUGUCAUUCUCUUCUCAGACCUUACCAUGCACGAGCUGAAGGUGCUCCCAAGGGACCUGCAGCUGUGCUCUGAGACGGCCUCGGGCGUGGACGUGGGCGGGCAGCACGAGUGGGGCGAGCUGGUGCAGCUGGAGCCGCAGACGGUGGGCGUCAUCGUGCGGCUGGAGCGCGAGACCUUCCAGGUGCUGAACAUGCACGGAAAGGUGGUGACCGUCAGGCACCAGUCUGUGACCCGGAAGAAGGACAACCGCUUUGCAGCAGCCCUGGACUCGGAACAAAACAACAUCCAUGUGAAAGACAUUGUCAAGGUCAUCGACGGCCCUCACUCGGGCCGGGAGGGCGAGAUUCGCAUUCUGUUCCGGAGCUUCGCCUUCCUGCACUGCAAGAAGCUCGUGGAGAACGGGGGCAUGUUCGUCUGCAAGACCCGCCACCUGGUGCUGGCAGGGGGCUCGAAGCCCCGUGACAUGCAUAACUUCACCAUGGGUGGCUUCACCCCGAUGAGCCCCCGGAUCAGCAGUCCCAUGCACCCCAGCGUUGGAGGUCUGAGUGGUGGCUUUGGUGCCCCGGGCGGUGGCAUGGGCUUUGGCCGCGGCCGAAGAGAAAACGACCUGAUUGGCCAGACUGUGCGCAUCUCUCAAGGGCCCUACAAAGGCUACAUUGGCAUGGUCAAGGACGCCACCGAGUCUACGGCCCGUGUGGAGCUGCACUCCACCUGCCAGACCAUCUCUGUGGACCGCCAGCGGCUCACCACUGUGGACUCGCAGCGCUCUGGCAGCAUGACCUCCGACAGUGGACGGACCCCCAUGUACGGCUCCCAGACACCCAUGUAUGGCCCUGGCUCCCGCACGCCCAUGUAUGGCUCCCAGACGCCUCUCCAGGACGGAAGCCGCACCCCACAUUACGGCUCGCAGACGCCCCUGCAUGACGGCAGUCGCACACCAGCCCAGAGUGGUGCCUGGGACCCGAACAAUCCUAAUACGCCAUCCCGGGCUGAGGAGGAGUACGAGUACGUCUUCGACGAGGAGCCCACCCCAUCACCCCAAGCUUACGGAGGAACCCCUAACCCCCAAACGCCUGGCUAUCCCGACCCCUCAUCCCCACAGGUCAACCCACAGUACAACCCACAGACGCCAGGAACACCAGCCAUGUACAACACAGACCAGUUCUCCCCCUACGCUGCCCCUUCCCCACAAGGCUCCUACCAGCCCAGCCCCAGUCCCCAGAGCUACCACCAGGUGGCACCAAGCCCAGCCGGCUACCAGAACACCCACUCGCCGGCCAGUUACCACCCCACGCCAUCACCCAUGGCGUAUCAGGCCAGUCCCAGCCCCAGCCCUGUUGGUUACAGUCCAAUGACCCCCGGAGCUCCCUCCCCGGGUGGCUACAACCCACACACGCCAGGGUCCGGCAUUGAGCAGAACUCCAGCGACUGGGUGACCAUUGACAUCCAGGUGAAGGUGCGGGACACCUACCUGGACACGCAGGUGGUAGGGCAGACAGGCGUCAUCCGCAGCGUCACGGGAGGCAUGUGUUCUGUGUACCUGAAGGACAGCGAGAAGGUCGUCAGCAUCUCUAGUGAACACCUGGAGCCCAUUACCCCGACCAAGAACAACAAGGUGAAGGUCAUCCUGGGUGAGGACCGGGAAGCCACCGGGGUCCUGCUGAGCAUCGAUGGCGAGGAUGGCAUUGUCCGGAUGGAUCUGGAUGAUCAGCUCAAGAUCCUCAACCUCCGCUUCCUGGGGAAGCUCCUGGAAGCCUGAGGCCAGUGGCGGGGCCUCUUGGAUUGCUGGUGGGAGUUUGUGUCCCGCCCGCCUUCCCUGGGCUGGAGAUCUGGGCCAGGAGCCAGGCAAGAAGGGUGUCAGAAUGCCCUUUGUUUUCCUUUCUGGGCUCUAUCUCCUCCCUUCUUGAUGUUGAAAGGCUCAGAGUAGCCUCUGGGGGCGGUUUUCAACUUUUUGCACCACCCUCCCAAGCUCCUCUUCUCUGUUACGAUCUUUCAAUAAAAACAAUCUGUUUGGUCAGAA